AACUCCAUCAUCAUUAUGAUUAUUAUUAUUUUCAUUAGAUAUCGUCAAAUACUGGAAAAAGCCAUUCAGCUGUCGGGUGUAGAACAACUUGAAGCUUUGAAAGCUUUUGUAGAAGCAAUGGUGAACGAGAAUGUCAGUCUAGUGAUCUCACGUCAGCUGCUGACAGAUUUCUGUACCCAUCUUCCAAGUCUUCCUGACAUCACAGCCAAAGAAAUUUACCACUUCACCUUGGAAAAGAUACAGCCUAGAGUUAUUUCAUUUGAAGAGCAGGUUGCUUCAAUAAGGCAACAUCUUGCAUCAAUCUAUGAGAAAGAAGAAGACUGGAGAAAUGCAGCACAAGUAUUGGUGGGGAUCCCUUUGGAAACAGGGCAAAAACAGUACAAUGUAGAUUAUAAACUGGAGACCUACCUGAAAAUUGCCAGGCUGUAUCUGGAGGAUGAUGACCCAGUUCAAGCAGAAGCUUAUAUUAAUCGAGCUUCCCUGCUUCAGAAUGAAUCAACUAAUGAACAGCUGCAAAUCCAUUAUAAGGUUUGCUAUGCUCGGGUUCUUGAUUACAGAAGAAAGUUCAUUGAGGCUGCCCAAAGAUACAACGAGCUCUCCUAUAAGAGCAUAGUCCAUGAAACUGAGCGACUGGAGGCAUUGAAGCAUGCUUUGCAUUGUACUAUUUUGGCAUCAGCAGGACAACAGCGUUCUCGCAUGCUUGCUACACUCUUCAAGGAUGAGAGAUGCCAGCAGCUUGCAGCCUAUGGGAUCUUGGAGAAAAUGUAUCUUGACAGAAUUAUCCGUGGAAAUCAACUGCAAGAGUUUGCAGCUAUGCUAAUGCCUCACCAGAAAGCAACUACAGCUGAUGGUUCUAGUAUCCUGGACAGAGCUGUUAUUGAGCACAACUUACUAUCUGCAAGCAAACUUUACAACAACAUUACUUUUGAAGAGCUCGGGGCAUUACUAGAGAUCCCUGCAGCUAAGGCAGAAAAGAUAGCUUCUCAGAUGAUAACUGAGGGUCGCAUGAAUGGAUUCAUUGAUCAAAUUGACGGAAUUGUUCAUUUUGAGACUCGUGAAGCUUUGCCAACUUGGGACAAGCAGAUUCAGUCACUGUGUUUCCAGGUUAACAACCUGCUGGAGAAGAUAAGUCAGACAGCCCCAGAAUGGACAGCGCAGGCAAUGGAGGCCCAGAUGGCUCAGUGACUGUGCAGCCAUUGUCUGAAUGGAGGCAAUCAACUGCCUGCUGUGCUGAAAGAAGGGAACUGAGUAGGACUGUGAACCAAACAAAUAACUCACCUUCAUUUCCCCACCUUCUGCUUUCACUCUGGCUUAGGACACAGUUAGGUGAUACCAUGUUUGGUGUGACAGUCUCCCAGUUCUCUGAGCACAGAAUGAUGCUGCCUGUGCAUUGCACUCUGCUGUCCUGAAAGCUGGGGUUUCCACGUAGAAGAAGCUGUAAUGUCUGCAGCAAGCUUUGGUUUUGGUUUAUUUAAUUUUUUUUUUCCCACUGUAUUGCUAUAGCUUUGUAGCCCAUUACUUCCUAUGAUGCUUGUCUGCUGUGAAAAAUAUAACUGCCAUGUUUCUUUUAGUUGUAAUUAUUCUAAUAAAGGCUGGAAUGAGCCACUUGGUUUAAGUG
Molecule: messenger RNA, 1618 nt
Organism: Aptenodytes forsteri (emperor penguin)
Lineage: Eukaryota; Metazoa; Chordata; Aves; Sphenisciformes; Spheniscidae
Gene: COPS4
Product: COP9 signalosome subunit 4
Exons: 10
Coding region: 16-1185 (389 amino acids)
Cellular component (GO): COP9 signalosome; cytosol
Source: RefSeq, a predicted model, not a curated record